This is a messenger RNA of Austrofundulus limnaeus, 3084 nucleotides long. RefSeq names its product vasoactive intestinal peptide (gene vip). Gene Ontology annotation, biological process: epinephrine secretion; regulation of protein localization; adenylate cyclase-activating G protein-coupled receptor signaling pathway. The coding region runs from base 133 to 591 and encodes 152 amino acids. NCBI's taxonomy places the organism in Eukaryota, Metazoa, Chordata, Actinopteri, Cyprinodontiformes, Rivulidae. Gene Ontology annotation, cellular component: neuron projection; extracellular region. The record is from RefSeq and is a predicted model, not a curated record. Gene Ontology annotation, molecular function: peptide hormone receptor binding; neuropeptide hormone activity. The transcript has 6 exons.
CCGAACCGGAGGCGAGCAGAGAAAAAGAGGGAGAGUCGGAAAAGCAGAGUGGACAUACAGCAGCUGUUCGAGAUCAGGACCUUGGAGAGCGCAAAGAAAAGAACCAACAGAACACAACUUUCUUCAGAGUACAUGUGUAAAGCAAUGGUACAACGGUCCGGCCCCCACCUGCUCCUCCUAAUAGCCCUGUGCAGUGUGUUCUACUCCCGGACUCUGAGUCUACCUUACACAUCUAUGAGACCGACGAGACAUGCAGACGGUCUGUUCACCAGCGGAUACAGCAAACUCCUGGGACAGCUUUCAGCGCGGAGGUACCUGGAGUCUCUGAUCGGGAAGCGGGUCAGUGAUGAUGUGAUGGAGGAGCCGGUGAAGCGCCACUCAGAUGCCAUCUUCACAGACAACUACAGCCGCUUCCGAAAACAGAUGGCAGUCAAGAAGUACCUGAAUUCUGUCUUAACAGGAAAGAGAAGCCUAGAAGAUCCUGGAACCAGUGAGCCAGAGGAGUCGAGAGAUGAACCCAACACCUUCCAGGAGAGCUACAAUGACAUCAACGUAGAUCACCUUCUAAACAGCUUUCAGCUGCCACUCUGAGGAGGGGUCCAUACUCGAAUGAAUACCUCAACUCAUCCUAUAAAUAUCCUUACUAAAUAAAGAAAUUAAAAAAUAAAUAAAUAAAAUACACGCUCACACAUAGUAAUAAUCCAAAGGACAUUCAAAAUCAGAUCAACCAACGAUGAUGUGUUUUCCAGUGUGGUUAUUUAUGUGUCCAUCUACGCAGUUCAUGUUCCCACUGUAUAUACAUUAACACAAUCACUAAAGACUCGUAUCGCUGCACUGAGCAGCAUGAGAAUCUGUGUGCAGCUUUGGUUGGCCGGUUGGUAAAUGGCAACAGAAAAAAUGAGAAAAUAUCCUUUAUUUAUUUAUAUUUUUGUUCACAGAAUGCUGAUGUUUCUUUAUGUCAUUUCUUAAACCAUUGUCCAAAUUACAAAAAACUUUGUCCCAUCUAUAUUAAACAAAGAAAAUGACUAUUAAAGAUGAAUUCAAUUUAAAGUUCUUUCAAAUUCUUUGCGUAAGUUGUAGCACUGCACAGUAAAAAAAUUAUGUUUAUGUAAUUCUCAGCUCAACACAAAGCACUUUAACUUAAACUUCUACCUUUAAAAAAAAUCAAUCUUCAUUAGCCUGAACUGAUUCUUGCUUCUGUUUCCUUCAAAUGUACGUUUAACAUAAAAUGUAAAUUCAGGAAAAAAAUUUAAUAAAAAAAAACUAAAUGAAUAUUUGGUCAACAACAACAAUCAUAACAUGAGUUCCAAAAAAAUUAAAUAUGGAAAUUUUGACUCGUAAGAUGAUAAUGGGAAAAAAUAAAACAUUUACGUAGCUCAACUUUAUACAAUAAUUUUAUUUAAUUCAUUUUUUAUGAAGUUAUUUAUUAAAUUGUUUAUUUAAUUGUCUGAAUGUAAAAUCUUGGUGAUUAAGAAAAACUCUAAAGAAAAAAAUAAAGAAAAAGUUUAACUUUAAUUAGACUGCUUGUGCAAGAAAUGUUUACUGGAAUUAGGGGAAAAACAGUAAGGUUAUUUAUUUUUAUUUAUUUAUUCAUUUUAUUAAGAAAAACUAUGACUUAAAUGAUUCUCACUGGGUAAGUAUUCAUAAUGACCAUUAAAUCUGUUCAAUCUGUUAAAUCUCAACAAAACUGUAUCAUUUAAGUUGUUAGGUUUUCCAUAAAACAAUUUGAUUCAUAAAAACUGUUUUUUUGUUCUAUAAUCAUUCCAUCAUCUGUUAACAAGGAUGAAAACAACUGGCUUUUAGCAAAACCAUCAAACAGAAAUUUUAAUGACUGGUGAUCCCGAAUCAAAAACAAACACAUUACUGUCACAUGAAUUCUUAAUAAUACGAAAUAUAAUCAUGAAGCAAAUGUCUUGUUUGUUUUUAAUGUUGCAAUGAUGACAUGUUGAGUGUUUUCUGUAUGUGACCUUUUAAUGAAUUAAAUGAGACAAAAGGAAAGCAUUUAGAAAGGACACAGAUGCAUUUAAUCACUUUCUACUUACUAUUCAAUAUGUAACGCAAAGACAUGUUACGUGUGCAUAGAGCUGCCUUUAGUGCAUAUAGUGCUGUACACCACUGAUCAAAUAAAAGAUGCAGAUUUAUUUUUUAAAGCUGAGUCGUCUUGUCUGGCUGAUUGUUUGAUGAAAUAUCCUGUUCCUAAAGUUGGUUUGUGAUGAACUGAAAGGUACAAAACCUGAUGAAUCAGUAAAUGUGAUCAAAUGGGAUUUUGUUAGAAAGACUGUAUGUACAAAAACCAUAUUAUUUUCUACUUAAAUGGUAAGGUAGAAGUAAGACUGAGCAGAUGAUUAUUGUUGCUGAGAUAAUAAAGAAAGAGGAUUACCUAAAAAGAAAUCGACUGGGUGAUGCAAAUAUGACUUUCAGCACCAUGGAUAGCGACGCUUCCAUAGCUGGCUUAUUUUCUCUCUUUGUUUUAAUGUUUAUCUUAAAAUGUGUUUCCUAAAUGUAUUUUUUCUGCAUUAAAGCAAAUAUAGUUUCUAAAACACCAUGUUAAAAAUAAAUAAAUUAAAGCUGAACUGUAUGAAGUAAAAAUGGAAGUUUUGUUCACCUGCUGAGAAGAUCAAAAAUAACCAAACAAACUACAAAUCAGCUCAAUAAAGAUCAGGAUGAAUAGAAGCAGGUGUGUUUAUGUAUUUGUUAACACUACACUUUUUUAAUGUCUGGAGCAGGAUUCUGAUUGUCUGAGCUCACGUCGGACAAAAUGCAAACUAGGAUGUUGAUUGGUGUAAAGAACAAAUGUGAAGACCUUGAAAAAAAUUGAAUCUGCACCCUUUGAAGAGAUUAAUCCUGUUCCAAAGUGAGGUAAACACCCGAUCCUCGUGUGUCUUACCAGGUGUUUCCAAUGAUGUCCUCGUUAGCACUCCUUUAUGUUUCAUGUCUUUUCUUCACUCCGCUGUUGGUUCAUUGUGUUGUAGUGUGUUGUCACCAGUCCGUUUGGGUUGGCUUUCUGUGCUUCUCAUAUGAAAGUAAGUUUUUUAAAGCUGCCACAGCAGUACUUUUCUAUUUUAAUAAACGUUUUCGCUUUGA